This is a messenger RNA of Tupaia belangeri chinensis (Chinese tree shrew), 3546 nucleotides long. RefSeq names its product zinc finger protein 658 (gene ZNF658). The record is from RefSeq and is a predicted model, not a curated record. The transcript is spliced from 6 exons. Gene Ontology annotation, molecular function: DNA-binding transcription factor activity, RNA polymerase II-specific; RNA polymerase II cis-regulatory region sequence-specific DNA binding. The coding region runs from base 338 to 3316 and encodes 992 amino acids. NCBI's taxonomy places the organism in Eukaryota, Metazoa, Chordata, Mammalia, Scandentia, Tupaiidae. Gene Ontology annotation, biological process: regulation of DNA-templated transcription.
GCCUCCUGCCUUCCGCCCUCGCUUACUGAGGGGGUCCAGAUCUCAGGGUCUUUGAACCUGUGCGGGAGCGGAGGCCGCGUGUCGGGAUUCUCAACCACUUUCACACCAUGUCCAUCAUCAGAGAAGAUAUUUAAAAUUAUGCCAAUGUUCCUUCUUUCCUGAACUUUGAAAAUACCAAAAUUAUAGUAGGAGAAUUUUCCAUAUUGGAAGCCCAAAAUACUGGGCCUGAAAUGAAUGGUAGAAUCACCCAAUACGGAACCAGAAACUAAGCACAGUGCUAUUCACUUAACACAGUUGAACCUUCACAAUUCAAUACACUCUUCCAGGAGCAGACGAAAUGAACAUAGCUCAGGGGGCAGUGUCAUUUGAAGAUGUCACUGUGGAAUUUACCCAGGAAGAAUGGCAGCAGAUGGCACCUGCCCAGAAGACCCUUUACAGAGACGUGAUGCUGGAGAACUAUAGCCACCUAAUCUCUGUGGGGUAUUGCAUUACCAAACCCAGAGUGAUUUUCAAGUUGGAGCAAGGAGAAGAGCCAUGGUCCUUAGAAGAAAAAUUGCUAAACCAGAAGUACUCAGGAUAUCUCACAGUGGAUGUCCAUAUCAAGGGGAAACAAGAAAAACGAGAGAAGCCUCUUUGGCAAGUAAUACUUAUCAACAACAAAACACUGAAUAAAGGAGGACAGAAAGUUUUAGAAAAACCAUUUAAUCUGGACAUAGCUCCAGAUUUUUUGGGAAAAAUACCCUGUAAAUAUGAUUCAUAUAUGAAGAAUUUACCAAUUGUUUCUGAAUUAUUUACUAGUAAAGAGAACUCUUCAAGGAAGAGAGCUAAUUACGUGAAUAUAUGUGAAAAAUUCCAACUUGAUAAGAAUGAAGAAACUCACACUGGAGAGAAAUCUUAUGAAUACAACAAAAAUAUAAAAACCCUAAGUUGUAAGAAAAAUCAUCAUCAGAAAUUUCAGACUUCAGAACAAUCUUUUGAAUGUAAUGAAAUUGGGAAAGUUUUUCAUGAUAAGACCGUCUGUUUUACACCUGAGGUUUCUCCAGUGGGAGAGAAGUCCUAUAAGGAUGAUGGAUUUAGUGAAGUUCAUAUGGCUAUGACACACUGUGAUGGUAAUGAAAGUGGGAUUGGUUUCAGUAAGAAGUCACCCCUCACUCAAUCUCAGAGUACUCUUACAGGACAGGGUGCUUUGGAAAGCAAUAAAUAUGAAGAAAGUUUGAGCCAGAGCUCAGCCCAUCUAGUACAUCAGAAAAUACAAACUGGAAAUAAAUCCUGUGAUUAUAAUAGAGCUACAGAUGCCUUCUACCAGAAACUGGAUCUUAUGUUACAUCAGAGAACUCCCAUGGAGGAGAAACUCUUCCAAUCUGGUGAAUCUGGGAAAUGCAGAAAAUCCUUUUACCAGAAAGCACACUUCAUUCAGCAUCAGAUGACACACUCAGGGGAGAAACCUAACGAAUGUAGAGAAUGUGGGAAAUCUUUUUGUUUACAUUCCCACUCUGUUCAUCCUGGAACUCCUAUAGGAGUUGAACUCUAUAAAUGUAAUGAAUGUGAGAAAACUUUCUGUCAGAAGUCAAACCUCAAUGAAUGUGUGAGAAUUCACAGAAAUGAGAAACCUUAUAACAACGCCUGUGAAGAAUCUUACAAGUCACCCCUUGUAGGGCACCAGAGAACAGACACAGAGAUAGAACUUCAUCAGUGUAGUGAAUAUGAGAAAGCAUUCUCCAAGGUGACACAUGUCAAAGAACAUCAGAGAAUUCACAAAGGAGAGAAGCCCUAUGAAUGUACUGAAUGUGGGAAAACUUUCUCCAAAACAUCACAUCUCAGAGCACAUCAGAGAAUCCACACAGGAGAGAAACCCUAUGAAUGCAUUGAAUGUGGAAAAAUGUUCUCUCACAAAACCCACCUUGGUGCACAUCAGAGAAUUCAUACAGGGGAGAAACCCUAUGAAUGUAAUGAAUGUGGGAAAGCCUUUGCUGAUAAUUCGACCCUCCGAGCACAUCAGAGAAUUCACACAGGAGAGAAACCCUAUGAGUGUAAUGAAUGUGGGAGAUCUUUUGCUCAUAUUUCUGUUCUCAAAGCACAUCAGAGAAUUCACACAGGGGAGAAACCCUAUGAAUGUAGUGAAUGUGGGAGAUGUUUUACGUAUAAUUCAGCUCUCAGAGCACAUCAGAGAAUUCACACGGGUGAGAAACCGUAUGAAUGUAAUGACUGCAAGAAAACUUUUGCCCAUAAUUCAGCCCUCAGAGUACAUCAGAGAAUUCAUACAGGGGAGAAAUUGUAUGAAUGUAAUGAAUGUGAGAAAACUUUUGCCCAUAAUUCAGCCCUCAGAGCACAUCAGAAAAUCCAUACAGGGGAGAAACUUUAUGAAUGUAAUGAAUGUGGGAAAAAUUUUUCCCAGAAGACACACCUCAGUACACAUCAGAGAAUUCACACGGGGGAAAAACCCUAUGAAUGUAGUGAAUGUGGGAAAACUUUCUCCCAGAAAUCAUACCUCAGUGGACAUGAGAGAAUUCACACGGGGGAAAAACCCUAUCAUUGUAACAUAUGUGGGAAAAGUUUUGUCUACAAGGCAGCCCUCAUAGUGCAUCAAAGAAUUCACACAGGGGAGAAACCUUAUGAGUGUAAUGAAUGUGGGAAGACUUUCUCCCAAAGAACACACCUCUGUGCACAUCAGCGAAUUCAUACAGGGGAAAAACCCUAUGAAUGUAAUCAAUGUGGGAAAGCUUUUGCUGAUAAUUCAGCUCUCAGGGCACAUCACAGAAUUCAUACAGGUGAGAAGCCCUAUGAAUGCAAUGAAUGUGGGAAAACUUUCUCCAAGACAUCACAUCUCAGAGCACAUCUGCGAACUCGCACAGGGGAGAAACCUUAUGAGUGUAAUGAAUGUGGGAAAACUUUCUCUGAAAAGUCAUAUGUUAGUGCACAUAAGAGAGUUCACACAGGGGAGAAACCCUAUGAGUGUAAUAUAUGUGGGAAACCUUUUGCCCAUAAUUCAACCCUCAGAGUACAUCAGAGAAUUCACACAGGUGUGAAAUCCUAUGAAUGUAAUGAAUGUGGGAAAACUUUCUCCCAGAAGUCACAUCUCAGUGCACACCAGAGAAUUCACACAGGGGAGAAACCCUAUGAGUGUAAUGAAUGUGGAAAAGCUUUUGCCCAAAAUUCAACUCUCAGAGUACACCAGAGAAUUCACUCAGGGGAAAAACCCUAUGAAUGUGAACAAUGUGGGAAAACAUUUGUACGUAAGGCUGCUCUUAGAGUACAUCACACCAGAAUGCACACCAAAGAGAAAACCCUAACACGUAAUGAAUUUGGGAAGUCCUGAAGAGGCUUAUAUCUUAUUAGAUACACAGUUGAGAAACUCCUAUGACAUAGACUGGCAGAUAGUUUCCCUCAACCAUAUCAUUUCCCACUAGGCGCAUAGCUCAUCAACAUUUCCCAACCUGUCAUUUACCCAUUGGGGACUGAUCAUGGCUUAUGAUGCUAAUGAUAUAUAAUACAUUUUUUUUUCUUUUUUUGGAGAGGUUUUUUUCGCUAUAGGGCACGUGCGUUCGC